UGACGAUGUAGAACUUUUGAGCGGGAAAGAAGUGAAAAAGAGAAAACGGUCUCGUUCAAAGUACCAAUGCUCACCAUAUGUUGAACCGAUUGUCUCAAUUCUGCCUGCUCUGUUUCACCCAACUGUUGCAGAUAUUGCAUCGCUGAAGGCAUGGAUAGAAGAAGCUGACAAUGUUGAACCGUCAACGGUUGUUCUGAAUCUGCCAUCAUGUGAUGAAGUGGACAGGGACUUUUUCCGUAAGCUUGUUGAACCAGACGAGACAUUAUGGUCCUAUCAUAUGGAUGCUCUUUCGUACCUGGUUCUAAAAGAUUGUAAGUCGGAGAAGCCGUAUAAGCUAAUGAAUCCUUACUUUACGCAUCAAGUCUUGAGUAAGGAUGACAAGGAUGAGGACGUAUGGUUUGCUGAUAGGUGUCUACCAAGUGUUGACUGGAGAGGGUUGGAAAAAGUGUUCGUACCGCUAAAUGUUGUAGGUAUGCAUUGGGUUUUAGCGGAAAUUGACCUUCAAUCAAAAGUGGUGCGUGUGUAUGACUCAAUGAAAACAAGUAGGUCAAGGUUGCAUGCCUCAAAGUUAUGCGUGAGACUUCCGCUCCUCUUCCGAGUCAUACAAGUCCACCCAGAUGUGCGUGAGGCAAAGCAAUGGAAUGCUGAGGCAGUGGCAGAUGUACCGCAACAGGAGGGAGGAACUGUUUGUGGACUCAUGGUAAUUUGUUAUACGGAGGCACUGAUGUUGGGACUACCCUUGAGCCCACAUUGCGAGUAUGCGAACGUGGCCAGAAAGAGAUGGCACUUUGCCCUGCGACUUUGGAAUUUGAGGAAGAC
This is a messenger RNA of Cuscuta epithymum, 819 nucleotides long. The record is from the annotation of a GenBank genome assembly. Lineage: Eukaryota; Viridiplantae; Streptophyta; Magnoliopsida; Solanales; Convolvulaceae.